Gadus macrocephalus (Pacific cod) is the source of this 6334-nucleotide messenger RNA. RefSeq names its product leucine-rich repeat-containing protein 4C-like. Bases 2010 to 3965 code for a protein of 651 amino acids. Gene Ontology annotation, cellular component: glutamatergic synapse; postsynaptic density membrane; plasma membrane. Lineage: Eukaryota; Metazoa; Chordata; Actinopteri; Gadiformes; Gadidae. Gene Ontology annotation, biological process: regulation of axonogenesis; modulation of chemical synaptic transmission; synaptic membrane adhesion. The record is from RefSeq and is a predicted model, not a curated record. The transcript has 3 exons. Gene Ontology annotation, molecular function: cell-cell adhesion mediator activity.
UCUCUCUCUCUCUCGCACACAAACGCGCUACGCGGCUCUGGACAACAUGAGCUUUCGAUAGUUUAUUUUCCUCUUCGCUCACCCACUGAACGAGGGAGAUGGAAAAAUAAAAAGAUGGAGAAAAAUAUACCACUUUUGUUUGACUAUUUUCAUACGGCGUGGUGCGUAGAGGCGGUGAGGUGGAGUUUUGCAGUGGAAAUCGCAGCUGUGGCAGAAAACGCCUGUCAAUUACACUGCUUGAUGUCUCUGAAUCCACGGGGCUGAGGUGAGACGUCCCCCGUGCUGCACAGCUCCAAGACGCGUCUCUGACGCACUCUCAGUGACCUACGGAAUACACCGAACCCUAAUUGUCCGGAGAGCUGUUGAUCCUUGGGGAGGUCUACGAAAACCACCACACAACAUCACCCGUACGUCCACUUAUCAAUUCCAUCCCCGUCUCCGACAGAGACCGCUGGACCCUGCGCUUCACUCGGGCGUCUUGCGCACUGAGGUCCCCGUGCGUCGCAGGAGUCUUCGAAUCUCGACGCAGGAGGAUACGCGGUUGAACUUCUCAUCGCGCAUUAGUUUAAAAGCGGUUUCGCUUGGGGAAAUAAAGCACGAACCCUCAGCAGGCAGCAGCGGCACUGCGUGAACCAUUCCGAUGAACUAAUCUCCUUUCCUUGCGUCGUGGAUGGAGGAGAGCCUCGCCUCGGACGCGUAGGUGUCGGAUCGCUGAUCAUGGUGGUGGUCGGUAUCGCUGCAAGAAAACUCCGCGUCGAAACCUUUGCUGAAUGAACUCUCAUGCAACACAAGGUGUGGGGGGGGGGGAGCCCUUCACGGAAAUAUCCAAGCAACACUGAGAUUGUGAUGCGUGCGUCUGGAGAGAGGAGAGAGAAGGACAGCGACCCCUCAGCUGCGUCCGGGUUUUGAAAAGUAAGACUGGAGACCUGAUAGAUUUGAACCACAUUUGACGGGUACAACUCGACGUUGGAUUGAUUCAAAUAAAGAAAGAAUCAAACAGCCUCAUCAUUUGAACUCCACCGGCCUGCUCCAAGGAGGAGACGGGGACGAGUCCGGGACGCGCCAAAGAUAAACCUCAGUAGAUUUGUAGAUUUGGGAAGCAUUUCGGGGACCCGCACUGAACUGUGAGGUGAAUGCCGCUCGGAUUCCACGGGGCUCAAAGCCCACCGGAAGAAAGUUCAUCCUUCGUGUCGCCGUGAGAGGGCUUCUCAGAACAAUCUGCAUCUGCGUGGUGGACGUGGCCGACAUAACGAUCCAGUCCGGAGCCGCCAGGAUUUUCUAGACCCUGCUGGGAUCCACGACAGAACAACUCAAGUCUUUGAGCAUCUCCAAAAGAUCACUCGCUGGUAUCAUCAUCUUUUGUAUUCUAAUACGCAGAGCCACAACCAAAUAGUUACACACUCACACACACACACACACACACACACACACACACACACACACACACACACACACACACACACACACACACACACACACACACACACACACACACACACACACACACACAAAACACAGAUAGAUGGACACGGUUGGCUUUGGCUCCAGCGGUAGCACUUGUGGGUGUCUCCAUAUUUUUUGCGUCUUGAAAACCUGAACCGACGGAUCCAUUUGCAGCAGCAGCAGCAUCACCAGCAUCACCAGCGGUGGCAGCAUCCUCAGCAUCAGUACUACAGCGGCGGCAGCAGCGGGUGGAUUAGACGCCUCGUCUCUUUGGGGAUGGAGGAGCCACCGCGUCCACACGGAGACUCGGGCUUCGGCCAGAUCGCAUGAGAAUCGCGGAUGUAUUUUCAAUGCAGUUUUUCUUGGAAGCGAGCAGCGGAAGAAGAAGGAUCACUUUGCGUCUGAUCCAGGCAUCCGAGGUUGCUCCACAUCUUCGAGAACAAGGGCCACGUUCUGCGGGCGGUGCAGCGCGGGGAUGACCGGGGCCCUUGGGAAACGUGCAUGAGUUGGCAGGCGGCUGAAGUACUCUCUCUCUCUAGAGUGGAAGACCCGUCAAUGAAUUAUGAAUGUUGAACAAGAUGACCUCCUCUCAGCAGCAGCAGAUGAUGAGAGGUCCUAGGCUGAACCGGGCCUUGUCCGACCCAUUGCUUGUGCUGCUCCUGGCCCUCCAGCUACUGGUCGUGGCAGGCCUGGUGCGCGCUCAGACCUGCCCAUCCGUCUGCUCCUGCAGUAACCAGUUCAGUAAGGUCAUCUGCACGCGGCGCGGUCUCCGCGACGUCCCCGAUGGCAUAUCCACCAACACUCGCUACCUGAACCUGCAGGAGAACCUCAUCCAGGUCAUCAAGGUGGACAGCUUCAAGCACCUGAGGCACUUGGAGAUCCUGCAGCUGAGCAAAAACCACAUCCGCAACAUUGAACUGGGGGCCUUCAAUGGACUGGCCAGCUUAAACACCCUGGAGCUCUUUGACAACCGCCUCACCACCAUCCCCAAUGGGGCGUUUGAGUACCUCUCCAAGCUGAAAGAGCUCUGGCUGAGGAAUAACCCCAUAGAGAGCAUCCCCUCCUAUGCCUUCAAUAGAGUGCCGUCGCUGCGCCGGCUGGACCUUGGGGAGCUCAAGCGUCUCUCGUACAUAUCGGAAGGGGCCUUCGAAGGGCUGAGCAACCUGCGCUACCUGAACCUGGGUAUGUGCAACCUAAAGGAAAUCCCCAACCUGAUUCCCCUGGUGAGGCUGGACGAGCUGGAGAUGUCUGGCAACCAACUGGCGGUCAUCAAGCCCGGCUCGUUCAAAGGGCUCAUUCACCUGCAGAAGCUGUGGAUGAUGCACGCCCAGAUCCAAACCAUAGAGAGGAACUCUUUUGACGACCUGCAGUCGCUAGUGGAGCUCAACCUGGCCCAUAACAACCUGACCCUGUUGCCCCACGAUCUGUUCACGCCCUUGCAUCACCUGGAGAGGGUGCACUUACACCACAAUCCGUGGAAUUGUAACUGUGAUAUUCUCUGGCUGAGCUGGUGGCUGAAAGAGAUGGUGCCGGCCAACACUAGUUGCUGUGCCCGCUGCAGCUCCCCGUUCAGCCACAAGGGGCGCUACAUCGGGGAACUGGACCAGAACUACUUUCAUUGUUAUGCUCCUGUUAUUGUGGAGCGCCCAACAGACCUGAAUGUGACAGAGGGCAGCCCCGCAGAGCUCAAAUGCAGGGCCAGCUCCCUGACCUCUGUCAGUUGGAUUACCCCCAACGGCUCCGUCAUGACACACGGUGCGUACAGGGUCCGCAUCUCUGUUCUGAACGACGGGACCUUGAACUUCACCAAUGUUUCCAUGCAGGACACGGGCACGUACACGUGCAUGGUGAGCAAUUCGGCGGGCAACACGACCGCCUCCGCCACGCUCAACGUGACGUCCACCGAAAACAGCGGCUUCAGCUACUUCACCACGGUGACGGUGGAGACCAUAGAGACCCCACACAACGAGGGCUUCACCACGGUGCAGCAGAACGUGAGACCCACCACGUCCGGUCCCUGGGAGUCUAUCUCCGCCAGCUCCACCACCACCACCACCACCACCACCACCACAGCCCGGAGGUCGCAGUCCACCCGGACGACGGAGAGGACGUACACCGUCCCCGUCACGGAGCUGGGCGGAGAGGGCUCUCUCAACGGCCUGGACGAGGUCAUGAAAACCACCAAGAUCAUCAUUGGCUGCUUCGUGGCCAUCACGCUGAUGGCGGCCGUCAUGCUGAUCAUCUUCUACAAGAUGCGGAAGCAGCACCACCAGCAGAACCACCACGCGCCCCAGCGCACCAUCGAGAUCAUCAACGUGGACGAGGACUGCGUGACCGGCGGUCCAGGCAUGGAGGGACACCUUUCCCUUCCCCCACUGGAGCAUGAGCACCUCAACCAUUACAACAGCUACAAGAACGCGUACAACCACGUCUCCACCAUCAACUCCAUACACAGCUCCGCGCAUGAACCUUUAUUGAUCCGGGCGAGCUCCAAAGACAAUGUGCAAGAGACCCAGAUCUGAUCUGCUUUCGUUUUCGUUUUCCCGGAAUGGAACGGCACACACACUGAUUCAUUCAAGUAUAGACGAUAUUUACAAGACGAUUAUUGGCCGAGAGGUUGAGGAGUUUGCCGGCCAUUGAAGGGGACAAACCUGGAUGUGUCCUCGGCUAAUCAUUUGUUGGUGAUGUUUAUUCAAUGACUUUGGGAAUUAGGGUAUGUCUACUGUUUCAAAAAGUGUCUUUACAAAACAAAGGUUAUUUAUUUAAGAAAAAUAUUGUGGUUAAAUUUAGAAAAAAAUGUGUUCUGCAUUUAUUUUUUCAGCUCUUGAUUCAUGGUUUUCUUUCAUUGUUGAUAGGUUUACUUUAAUGCUUAAAGAAAAUAAUGUUAGUGGUUUAUUUUAAUCAGGUAGUCUGACAUAUAGAAGACAGGAUGCUUUUUUUCUCCCAUCUGCUAAAAACUUUCAGCCUCGUUAGUGAAUCUCUUGCCAUCAAUUGUUUUUUGAAAAAGAUAAACCUUCUUGAUGCAUAUGAGGAAUGGGAUUCGUUUUUCGUUUUUGAUUCAUAAAUUCUAUCAUCCUGAUAUCAAAUGUCAUCACAGAGUUUUUUACAGCAAGGGAACAUUUGUAUUUUUACUAUUGUAAAAAUAACAGCCAACAAUUAGAGAUUAAUACGGAAUGAAACAAUUAAGUUUAUACACUUUAUUUAUGAAGGAACAGACUUAUUUGUGGUUUCUUUUUUUCUAUACAUUUAUCCCAUUAACAUUCACCUGUUUUAUUUUUUGAGCUGUGCAAAGAUGUCCACAGAUUAUGAAAUUAACGAUGUCAUUUACUAGCAUACAACUGCUUGCUAAUCAGGGAGGGUCUUAAUGCAAAUGCAAUCAUAGGGCACAACAAACAAAGAGUCUAAGACUAAUUGGGAAGAUUAAAAUCAAAGGGUAAAAUACACACACGUGUCUGAAUAAUGAGCAGCAUUAUGGUUAACUCUAUGUCACUUCUCUCACAAACAAAAAUCACGAUACCUUCUUACCCCACGAUGUAUUAAAGUUAAAUCCUCUUGAUUAGGGCCAUGAUGGGGCGAGCAGAGCUUCCAUUCCCCUAGCAUAACAGCAGCGCUGCUGAGGGGCAGUUAAACACACUCCUAAAUCCUUUAUACAGCUGCGUGAGCACAUUGUCUGUCAUCCGCUUGCCACUAUCACACAUGGCCAGGGCACGGGAGUCCCAGAUCCACACAGGGCCCCUGCCAAGCACAGGACACCCGGCCCAGAGAGGCCGUCCUGCCAGGGCUUAUGCCGCGCGAGGCGUCAGGGGAGGGCAUAUGGGACCGGGCAUCAAGCAGAUGUUCCCGGUGGCACCUGCGUCUCAUCUCCGCUCAGAGCCCCAACUCUGGGCCAUUUCCAUUUUAAUUGACAUGCCCAUGGGUUGAGAGACAGACCCUGCGCUGAAUGCACCGCGUCUACUCUACAGUCAUUUGCCAAGUCUCAACACUGGAAAUGUGUGAUGUUAGGAUGUGUUGGUCACAUCCAAGACCGUGAAAGGUGUCUCCGGAGAGGCUCUCCUGCAAGGACUUUGCUUUAUCUCUACUACCAGUCACAGAUACAUUCAAUCCAAGCCCUUCGGUUAUCUACAAUGGCUCUGGAUUUGACAAUAUGCAUUUAAUUACACGUGUUGCAGAUCUGAAGACAGACCAUACCAACAAUUGUUUUUCUCAUGAUAUGCUUUAACUGUGACCAAAAUAUUAAAGAUUAAACGGAAGUACAAUGAAAACGUUUUUGGAAAUGAAAUACAAAAACGUGAUUAUAGAAAUAUCAAAUCAUUGUGCCAAGGCCUCCCUGGAUUAAAUUCAUCUUGAAGUUGCACUGAAGUUGCAUACGUGUUCAUUUAAUCCAUUUUUACCCGUGGAAUGAGGUGUAUGUGUUGAUCCAUGAUUGAUUUGAUCGUCCGUACCGAGAGAAAGCAAACAAGUGUGACCGUCCCUUAUUUUUAAGUUGAAGGUAAACAACAAAUAUGUUAGUUAGACUGUCGCAUAUAUAUGUAGGAAGUAUAAAUAUUUUUGUCGCCGCUCUGAAAUUCAUACUUUAGUUUGAUUUGUUGGUUUGAUUGUUUGUUUGUUUUAGAGAGGAAACGCUGUUCUAGCAGUAGAUUUAUAUGAGCAUAUGUUUUGAGAAUAAAAUGAACAAAAACAAAAAAACUUUUUAAAGUUUGAUUUUACAUGUGCAAACAACUUGUUCUCAAAAGUAAAAAAAAGACAAACAAGCUGUAAGAAGAUAAUACAUUGAUUUUCAUGUAAACAUUCUUUUAUGACCUUUAAAAGAUAUGAAGAUCAAUUAUAGGAACACAGUUUGUAGUUCAGACACAAAAUAUGGUUAAAAAAUAAACUAUUGUUGUUUUUUGUA